GCCUGGCGGGACCACGUGACCCGCGCGGCCCGGGUCGCGAUCAGGGCGCCACCGCUGGACUGAGUAGGAGCGCGGAGACCCGAGCGAGCGAGCGGACGCUGCCUUGGUGCCCGACCCGCGCGCUCACCAUGGCGAUGCAUUUCGUCUUCUCAGAUAAGGUCAUGCUUCUGUUUGAUUUCUGGAGUGUUCACAGUCCUACAGGCAUGGCACUCUCGGUGUUGGUGGUCCUGCUCUUGGCUAUAUUGUACGAAGGCAUCAAGGUUGGCAAAGCCAAGCUCCUCUACCAUACUCUGGCAAAGCUGCACACGCCUGCAAGCCAGGACCUCAUCUUGGCAAGAGAGCAGGAUUCUGCAGACUCAGACUCACUGUCACUCAGCAGAACAUCCUUCAGGUGGUUUCUGUGUCAUCUUGGCCAGUCUUUAGUCCAUGUCAUCCAGGUAGUCAUCGGCUACUUCAUAAUGCUGGCUGUAAUGUCCUACAAUGCCUGGAUUUUUCUUGGUGUGGUCCUGGGCUCAGCUGUGGGCUACUACCUAGUAUACCCACUUCUCGGCAAGGUUUAACUGGCAGAGGACGAGCAGGCCCUGAGAGCUGGCGGGAGCCAGAGCCCUUUCUUCCCGACAUUAAUCUUGCAGCAACUUUAAACAGAAAGCCAGCACUCACUCCCUGUUAGGGCACUGCAGCUGCUCCCUCCUCAGCCAGCCUGAGCAGGCCUAGCUUAGUGUGGCACUGUAAGGGGGCUGUUGUGACCAGGGGACAGAUGGAGGAGCUAUAGCCUGUGGCGGACAAUGCAGCACUAUGACUCAAACUUACAAAUUUCCAAAGAUCUUCAGGGGAGGGAGAUGGACCCUGGGUGACAUGAUGGUCAUGGAACCCAGACACCCUGCCUCCUGCUCUGUGCCUUAUCUACAGGAGCAUCUUCCACUGAGCUGCCUUUAGAGGGCAGAGACCACGCUAGCUCCUUUUCUCACCUUUUUGCCUUCGAACACAUGAAGAUUGUUUCUUCAAUGAAUCAUGUGGAUCAAGAUUUCAUUUUCCCGCUGGACUUCUGGUUGGCAAUUUUGCACGUUCGUACAAAACAAAAAUUAUAAUGAAAUGAUUGUAUUGUAUAUAUGAUGGAUGGCAGCAUUUGCUGAGCCUGUCUCCCUUUCUCGAGGGAACAAUAAGCACUAACUGAUUAAAGGCAGACUCGGGAGUUAGCAAGGCUCUGGCUUGUCGCCUGGAUAGAAUGAAGUCCUGCCAUCAGAUGGCACUGCCUGCAAGGGGAGGUCAGUCUUGUAGACAUUGUGUCUGGGUGAGAACCCCCCACCCUCAUCCAGAUACUCUUCCGUGCAGAACAGAGAACUGCAUUCAACACUGUUCAGUGCUUAAUGCUCUUUAUUUAUUACUGCUUGCUUGGGGAGACAUGAUUCAGUCACUUAUUAAGCCAUGGUGGUGAUGGUGAUGGGGAGGGGGGUUGACUGAGGAUGCAGGAAGCAGUGAGACCAAAGGUGGUGCCCUGUUAGAAUUAGAUGGACUCUGGAUGCUUGAACUUCUUCACUUUACUGAAAAAGACCCAGGGAGAGAAAACCACUGCUGUAAACUGUAAUAUCUAUGCUUAAGUACCUCAUGAGCUAGAUGAAAAGAUGCUCUUAAGCUUUGAGAGUUAAAACAAAUACAUUUUAAUAAAUAUAUAUUUUUGAACAGUCUGUAA
Molecule: messenger RNA, 1690 nt
Organism: Cavia porcellus (domestic guinea pig)
Lineage: Eukaryota; Metazoa; Chordata; Mammalia; Rodentia; Caviidae
Gene: Slc31a2
Product: solute carrier family 31 member 2
Exons: 4
Coding region: 129-560 (143 amino acids)
Biological process (GO): copper ion transmembrane transport
Cellular component (GO): plasma membrane
Molecular function (GO): copper ion transmembrane transporter activity
Source: RefSeq, a predicted model, not a curated record